GUCGCUACUUUUUUAGUAGCUUCAUUUGUCUUGAGCUCUCUUUAAAUGUUCUUAGUGUAGAUAGAUUUUAGGGCAUUUUUCAUUCUUGAAGGUGGGAGUUUCGGGUUGGUUUAGUAGUGGGUUUUGUGAUUGUUUUCUGGGAAAAAAAAAAUUGAACAAAAUGGUUAUAUCUGGUGAGAACAAUCUUAACAUUACUAAACCGACUAAUGUUCAAGGGGGAUUGGAGAUGGGAGGAAGAAAGUUUGGGCAGGAGAUUAAGCACAACAGAAGAGCUUUGAGUGUUAUUAAUCAGAAUUUAGUGGGAGCUCAAGCUUACCCUUGUAUUGUUAACAAGAGAGGCUUAUCAGGAAACCAUGCAAUCUGUGAAAAAAAGGAGCUUGAUCCAGUGCAUCGACCCAUUACAAGAAAGUUUGCCGCUCAAAUUGCAUACCCUCCAGAGUCGAUGCAAGAACCUAAGAAGCCAAAAACUUCAGUUCAAAACACAAAUGAAUUUGGAGAUUGUAUAUUCAUAGAUGUGGAGGAGAACAAGGCAGCCUUAGAUCAACCAGAACCAAUGUUUUUAGAGGAAACAGAAGAAGCAAGCCCGAACGAAAUGGAGCAGAUGGAGGAGGUUGAAAUGGAGGAUAUAGAUGAAGAGCCUGUUGUGGACAUUGAUGGCUGUGAUGCAAAGAACCCAUUAGCAGUUGUUGAAUAUGUUGAAGAUCUGUAUGCCUAUUAUAAAAAAAUGGAGUGUGUUGGUUGUGUCUUGCCGAACUACAUGGCGCAACAAAUCGACAUUAACGAGAGGAUGAGGGCUAUACUGAUUGACUGGCUUAUAGAGGUGCACGACAAGUUCGAUCUCAUGCACGAAACAUUGUUUCUUACAAUUAACCUCAUUGACAGAUUUCUAUCCCAGCAAACAGUAGUUAGAAAGAAGCUUCAAUUGGUUGGUUUAGUUGCUAUGCUAUUAGCUUGCAAGUAUGAGGAGGUUUCGGUCCCUGUCGUUGGGGAUUUAAUUCUUAUAUCUGAUAAAGCUUACAAUAGAAAAGAAGUUCUUGAAAUGGAAUCCUUGAUGCUUAACACAUUGCAAUUUAACAUGUCAGUCCCAACACCAUAUGUUUUCAUCCGAAGGUUCCUCAAGGCUGCUCAAUCAGACAAGAAGCUGGAGCUGCUCUCCUUCUUCUUAAUCGAGCUUUCGCUUGUGGAAUACGAGAUGCUCAAGUUCCCACCAUCUUUGUUAGCAGCUGCUGCAAUCUAUGCAGCUCAAUGUACUGUUUUUGGCUUCAAGCAGUGGAGUAAGACAUGUCAGUGGCAUAGCGGCUACUCAGAAGAUCAACUCUUAGAAUGUGCAAGACUUAUGAUUGCGUUCCACCAGAGAGCAGCAACAGGGAAACUCACUGGGGUACACAGGAAGUACUGCACAUCUAAGUUUGGGCACACAUCAAAAUCAGAACCAGCACAUUUUGUAUUGGGGACUCAGCUAUAACAUGGAAUAAUGUAUAGCUACUAACUUUUACUUAAUUGGGUUGGGGGUGAAGGACCCAGAAAGAAAAAUAACAAAGCAACUAGAGUUGCACCUGGGAAAUUUUAUACUCUUGAAUUUUUUAGGCCUGCAGCCCCAGUUGUUUAUAGCUUUUUUACUUUACAACCACUGUUGAUUUCAUAUGUUCUAAUUGAGCAUAUUUUCUCAUUGUAACUUUUUUAAUUAUGUUCCAUUCA
Messenger RNA from Pistacia vera, 1698 nucleotides. RefSeq names its product G2/mitotic-specific cyclin-2-like. NCBI's taxonomy places the organism in Eukaryota, Viridiplantae, Streptophyta, Magnoliopsida, Sapindales, Anacardiaceae. The record is from RefSeq and is a predicted model, not a curated record. Gene Ontology annotation, cellular component: cytoplasm; nucleus; centrosome. Gene Ontology annotation, molecular function: cyclin-dependent protein serine/threonine kinase regulator activity. Bases 161 to 1465 code for a protein of 434 amino acids. The transcript is spliced from 10 exons. Gene Ontology annotation, biological process: mitotic cell cycle phase transition; regulation of cyclin-dependent protein serine/threonine kinase activity.